GGGAGGCGGAGAAGGCACACUCUCCGCUGUUUCCUCGGGUGUUCUUGACGCGGUUGCCGGGGCUCUUCGCUCUCGGGCUUGAGUGGAGUCGGCCGGGCGGCGCUGUGAGGAGGGGGUGCAGACGGCGCCCGGGGUCCGCAGGGCCGGGCCGGAGGGAGCUGCGUGCGUGUCGGCGGUGAAGGUGCUGCCGAGGCUGUGGGCAGUGCGGCGCGGCGCUCGGGCUCCGGCGGCGGGGAAGCGGCGGGAUGGCUGCGGCCGGCGGGGCGGCGGCGGGGCGAGCCUACUCGUUCAAGGUGGUGCUGCUGGGGGAAGGCUGCGUGGGGAAGACGUCGCUGGUGCUGCGCUACUGCGAGAACAAGUUCAACGACAAGCACAUCACCACGCUGCAGGCAUCUUUCCUAACAAAGAAGUUAAAUAUUGGCGGGAAAAGAGUAAAUCUCGCCAUAUGGGACACAGCGGGGCAAGAGAGAUUUCACGCAUUGGGUCCAAUUUACUACAGAGAUUCCAAUGGAGCUAUUUUAGUUUAUGACAUAACAGAUGAAGAUUCUUUUCAGAAGGUAAAAAACUGGGUCAAAGAAUUACGGAAAAUGUUGGGAAAUGAGAUCUGUUUAUGUAUAGUUGGUAAUAAAAUAGACUUGGAAAAGGAGAGGCAUGUUUCCAUUCAAGAAGCAGAAUCGUAUGCAGAAUCUGUGGGAGCGAAGCAUUAUCAUACUUCAGCCAAACAGAACAAAGGGAUCGAAGAACUCUUUCUUGACCUUUGUAAAAGGAUGAUAGAAACAGCACAAGUGGAUGAGAGGGCAAAAGGCAAUGGCUCUAGUCAACCAGGAGCUGCACGGCGAGGUGUACAGAUCAUCGAUGACGAACCUCAGGCCCAGAGUGGUGGCGGAGGGUGCUGUUCCUCUGGAUAACUCCUCACUCAAAAGAAAUGACCAACAGCAGCAACAAAACCACACACAUAUACACAAAAACUGUGGAUCAUUGCCCUCAACACGAAGACUGCCAUAUUCCAAGUCACGUUAUUUUACCAAUGGAGUUAGAGAAUUAACAGUAUUUUAAAAUACAUUUAUAACACUGCAGAGACCUUAAGUGCUAAACUUAGUGGAGUUUGUGACCAGAGAAUUGGCAUUUUCUACAAAUGUUAACAAAGCAAUUACCAAUGGCCUUUUUACAUAUUUUUUUUCCUUAAUGAGGAAUAAUAUGCAUGUAGAAAAGACCUACUUAAAAGGCUUCAUUUAUAUUCUUUUAAAUCAAAUCUUUAUUUAAUAACUUAUAUAUGUUGUUGGAAUGGUAAACGUUUUUGCAGCCCUUUGUAUUUUGUGGUAGUUUGAAUUGUAUCAUCACUUCUGAACAGCAAACUGUUUCUCUUUUUUGUUUUUUAAUUAGCAGAUUCCUGAAGUACUAUUUUUGCAGGGUUUGCACAGGCCCCUAACUGUCUACUACUUUGAUAUAAUCUAUAUUCAUCCUUUAUGCUGAGCUGGUAAAAUACAUUGUAUAUUACAUAUUAAAUAUUUUAUCUGCUUUUACAAGUGCAAGGUGCAAAAAUAUUUACAAUAGUCUCAUUGAUGACUGUAAAGUGAAUUAACAUUUGGUGAUAAUGCCUAAGCUUUUUGACUCUAUGUUAUGCAGAUCAUAGCUCCUCUUCACUUUUGUCUUAAUUUGAAAGUGGGCGUGUUAAAAUUUUCACACAUUCUUUACUUGAACUACUACUGCUGUCACUUUUUCCCCCCUGUAAAUCCAUCUGAGAUUGAUCAGCAACAUUUGCCUUUUAGUUUGUGUUUUUUGUUUUUGUAAAAGAAGUACAUCUACCAGUUUUGCUUUAGGAUGGUUACUUUAGAAGUAUUUGAGUGAAGCAUAUUGAGUUUCACUCUGCAACGGCGUUAGCUUUCUGACCGUUGUAGCUUUCUCUUAUGCUUUAUAUGAGAUGGGUUCAGUGGAGUGAGAAGAGGGGAAGAAUUCCCACCCAGUAGCCGAUUACCAAGAGUCAUUCGUACAGCAUGCUAGUAGUGGUCAAGCUGGGUUUGUUCAUGGCUUGUCAGAGUUGAACACAAAGUUUUUGUUUCAUUUUAUAAGAGUUGUCCUAUGUUUCGGAAGGGAGACAUGUAAUGCAGUUUUAGCAAACACUGGAAAGAUUUAUUAUAAAAUUAUAUUCUUGUAUACUUUGUAAAUUAGUCCCUCAUUAGUUUUUUCAAGCAUAGGACUGAAUUUAAAUUUGUUAAUUUUAAUAGAAUCCGGCACUGCUCACAGAAGGAACACAGAUUGUGGAAAUUAACAAAUUGCUCUUGUUCUAAUAUAUAUAUUUUUCCAUUUCUGUCAUGCUUGGAAAACUAGUAAAUGUUAUGUCUGAGAUAAAAUGGAAUGGCCCCUGGAUUUACUUCUCAUAAGAAGCUGUAGUAUGCAAUAAAACUUAGUGUGAGUGAGGAAGAGGCUAUUAAAAGGUUAAAGCUAUUGAUUAUGUAUCUUUAAAUAACAGCAAAAAGAUUCUCAAAUGCCUUUGAAAAUUUGAAUGAAUUGACACCUGCAUGUUGCAGUGUUAGAAUUUUAACUUAAAACUAGUAUUGUGUUCUGUGAGCACUCCUCCCUUGUCCUUCUUUAAUAUUGCCCUUGCCAAACUCAGUGCACUGAUUGCUGUUCAUUGUGUUUUGGGAGGUGGGCGUAGGAGUAAGAGUAAAGGAGAUAAGUUAAAACAGUCUUCUUUUGUGGGAUGAUUGUAUUCUGUGUAGUCUCUUGCUUCUUUGUGAAGCUGGUGUUUUUGGGAGGAGAUGGUGGAGUGAGGACGUAGAGGUAGAAAUCAUGACCAUUGGCACAUUAAAUGUUUUUGUGCUCCUUAUGAGGGAAUAAAGCAAGCUUUGCCAUUCUUUCUUACUGAUGAAAAUGGUAAGUAAGUUCUGCACUGGAGUUAAAUACAUUCUAUGUAUCUUUCUUAACCUCCAACAUUACAUUCUUUUUCAUUGUAAUGUAGGCCUGUUCAUUGGCACUAAUAGAUACUAUGGUAUACUUGCAUUUGUCGUUAGCCAGGAAUAGAGUAAAAGAAUAAUGUAAGAGGAUCAAUCAACUGCAAUACAUCAACAAAAGGAAAUAAAAGAACAGUAAACCAAG
This is a messenger RNA of Echinops telfairi (small Madagascar hedgehog), 3096 nucleotides long. RefSeq names its product RAB21, member RAS oncogene family (gene RAB21). The record is from RefSeq and is a predicted model, not a curated record. Gene Ontology annotation, biological process: Rab protein signal transduction. Gene Ontology annotation, molecular function: GTP binding; GTPase activity. The transcript has 7 exons. NCBI's taxonomy places the organism in Eukaryota, Metazoa, Chordata, Mammalia, Afrosoricida, Tenrecidae. Bases 246 to 908 code for a protein of 220 amino acids.